GAACAAUCUCGAUCUAGCUCUUGUUCCGGACAGCUCUAGAAGGUUCGAUCUGUGUUGGUAAGGAUAUUUUAACUGUUGCCUUCAGACUAAGUGAUUCAUUAUUUUGAACUUCAAGAGUACGACGCGACGGUGUAUACUUUGAUCGGCGUAGAACGUUUUAUAGUUUAAUAUAGAGAAGAAAAUUGAUUUAUAUCUGUAACCAUGGUGAAGGAGACAAAGUAUUAUGAUAUUCUGGGAGUUAAACCUUCCUCUACAGAGUCAGAGCUGAAGAAAGCGUACCGGAAACUUGCCAUGAAAUAUCAUCCAGAUAAGAACCCAGACGAGCCAGAAAAGUUCAAACAGAUUUCCAUGGCUUAUGAAGUCCUGUCUGAUGCCAAGAAACGCGAAAUUUAUGACCAAGGUGGUGAACAGGCCAUCAAGGAAGGCCACUCAGGUGGUGGGUUUUCGUCUCCAAUGGAUAUCUUCGAUAUGUUCUUUGGUGGUGGACCACGUCGUCGGCAGGAGAAGAGAGGCAAAGAUGUUGUACAUCAACUCAGUGUCUCAUUGGAGGACAUGUACAAUGCUGCUGUUAGGAAACUAGCUUUACAGAAGAAUGUUAUUUGCCAAAAAUGUGAAGGAAGAGGGGGCAAAAAGGGAGCAGUUGAGAAAUGUACAAAUUGUCGUGGUUCAGGUAUGCAGGUGAGAAUACACCAGAUUGGACCUGGAAUGGUGCAGCAGAUCCAGUCCAUGUGUCACGAGUGUCAUGGUCAAGGGGAAAGAAUUAAUGCCAAGGACAGGUGUAAAACGUGCCAAGGAAGAAAAAUAGUACGGGAAAGAAAAAUACUAGAAGUACAUAUUGAUAAAGGAAUGAAAGAUGGUCAGAAAAUUAUUUUCCACGGAGAGGGCGACCAGGAGCCUGGUCUGGAACCUGGUGAUAUUGUUAUUGUGCUUGAUGAAAAGGAACACUCUAGAUUUCAACGUAAUGGUGUCAAUCUGAUAAUGAAACGAGAUAUUGAACUCGUGGAAGCCUUGUGUGGAUUCCAGAAAACUGUCAAAACUUUAGAUAACAGAACUUUGUUGAUUACAUCACAUCCAGGUGAGAUAAUUAAGUAUGGUGAUAUUAAAUGCGUAAUGAAUGAAGGAAUGCCUAUUUACAGAAACCCGUUUGAAAAGGGACAGCUAAUUAUCCAGUUCACAGUGAAAUUUCCUGAAAAUGAUUUUAUUCCAAUUGAGAAAUUACCAGAGCUUGAAAAACUUCUCCCAGAACGAGAAGAAGUGAUUGUUACUGACGAUAUGGAGGAAGCUCAACUUGUUGAACUUGACCCCAGAGAAGCUCGUUAUGGACGCAGCGGUAAUGCGUAUGAUGACGAUGAAGAAGAUGGCCCACAUGGACAGAGAGUACAGUGUGCAUCGCAUUAACAUUUUAAAGUCCAACACCUUUUUAACACCUGUGUACAUGGAUGCCGAGUAUAAAAACAGAGGCUAAUAUUGUACGUGUGCAUUUUACUCCGCUCAAAUCUUGUUGUACUUGUAUCUCAGGAAACAAUUGCCCGAUUUGAAAUCGAAAAUCAAUACAGAUUUGCAUAUUAAAUUAAAAUUGUUGCACAUUGCCCCCUCAUUUAAAUUUUUAAAGACAAAUAUGAAAGUUCGUGCUCAUGAAUUUUCCUGAUUUCAGUUUGUUUUUGUAAUGCAUAAACAGUAUUCGUCGCAUUUAGUGUACAACUCGCUUUUUUUUUUACAUGUCAAAAGCUUUAAAAAAUAUUUAGGUAAUGUAUGGCUUUAUUAAUAUUUGCACGCAAUGUAACUGCAUUGUGCUAUGUAUCUUAAUGGUUUGAAUAAAUCAAGUCAGUACAUGUAUAAAUCUGGUCAUAAAACGGCCACUGUACAAAAUUCUCACGCAAGUAUUUACCCCCCCCCCCCUACAGUUUUUUUUUUUUUUUCCCCCACAUUGGUUGCAACGUUCAUUUUUAUCAGCCUUUAAAAAGUGUAACUAGCAAUUUACGUUGUCAAUCUUCCUAACUCUUACAAUAACCUCUUUAUUUUAAAUUUAGUAUGAUUUUUAAUUUUACCUUGAAUUAUGAAUGUUCAAUUUUGGCAAGUACCAGAAAUAUUGCUUUUGUUUUAACAACGUAAAAUGAUGUGAAAACACUAAUUAGCAUCUUUUUAUGACGCAAGUGUGUAUGUAUUAUUUUGGUCUAUGAUCAUCCACCAAUCAGAAUACUUGAUUUACAUUGACUUGGCCAGAUAAGGGUUAACACAUGCGUUUAGCUUAACAGCACUUUUUCUGUAAUGAUAUUGUGAUUUAAUCGGUUCAGAUUAGCUGCGAACAUUACCACUUUGGUUUGUAAAAAAUGCGACUAUGACAAUACUAAACUUGAGAAACCAAGUGGUCUAUUUCAAUAAUACUGCAAUACAUGUACAUAGUUUUGACGUCUAAAAGUGUUUUCCCCAUUUUAGUGGUGUUUUUGUACAUUGCUAAUUAAUUUGUUGAGACUUUAUUAUUUGAAUAUAUGUGAAUUUUAAAAUGGAAUAAAGUACUGCGGCCAGCGGAUGAAUUAAA
Saccoglossus kowalevskii is the source of this 2539-nucleotide messenger RNA. Its product is annotated as dnaJ homolog subfamily A member 1-like. The record is from RefSeq and is a predicted model, not a curated record. Gene Ontology annotation, biological process: protein folding; response to heat. Lineage: Eukaryota; Metazoa; Hemichordata; Enteropneusta; Harrimaniidae. Gene Ontology annotation, molecular function: ATP binding; Hsp70 protein binding.